Thalassophryne amazonica is the source of this 3269-nucleotide messenger RNA. It is a transcript of the gene exoc2, whose product is annotated as exocyst complex component 2. Gene Ontology annotation, cellular component: exocyst. Lineage: Eukaryota; Metazoa; Chordata; Actinopteri; Batrachoidiformes; Batrachoididae. The transcript is spliced from 29 exons. The record is from RefSeq and is a predicted model, not a curated record. Gene Ontology annotation, biological process: Golgi to plasma membrane transport; exocytosis.
UGCGGCUAAACAUAAACAGCACUGAUUGACCUUGUGUUUCCAUCAGCCUUAAGCCACCAUGUCUCGAGGGCGUCAGCCCCCACUGGUCACAGGCAUCUCACCCAAAGAGGGACCGGCCUGGACCAAAGUCACCAUCCGUGGAGAAAACCUGGGUACUGGCCCAGCCGACCUCAUCGGUCUGUCCAUCUGUGGCCAUAACUGCCUGUUGACAGCUGAGUGGAUGUCGGCGAGCAAGAUCGUCUGCCGCGUGGGUCCUGCCAAAGACGACAAGGGAGAAAUCAUCGUCACAACCAAGUCUGGAGGUCUCGGCACUUCCACAGUGUCAUUCAAACUGCUCAGGCCAGAGAGGAUCGGUAUCCUGGACCAGUCUGCCGUGUGGGUGGACGAGAUGAACUACUAUGACAUGAGGACCAGUCGCAACAAAGGCAUCUCUCCCCUUUCCCUGCGACCCAGCAAUCCACUGGGCAUCAACAUAGACAAGGGCAAAAUCCCACAGAAAGACAUAGAAGAGAUGUUUCCAGCAAUGAGUGGAGAUUUCACCAGUGAGAACUUCUCUGCCACUUGGUACCUCUUAGAAAACCAUUCAGGCACCAGCUUUGAGCAGCUGAAGAUGGCAGCCACUAAUCUGAAGAAACAGGCGACGAAGAAGAAUGAGGGAAGUCUGGCUUAUGUCAAAGGAGGCCUCAGUACUUUUUUUGAGGCUCAGGACGCUCUGGCAGCAAUCCACCAGAAGCUGGAGUCUGACGGUACAGAGCGAGUGGAAGGAUCAAUGACCCAACGAUUGGAAAAUAUUCUUAACAGAGCAAGUGACACUGCAGAUGCUCUUUUCCAGGAGGUCUUGGGGCGGAAAGACAAAGCAGACUCAACUCGCAAUGCGCUCAACGUCCUGCAGCGUUUUAAGUUUCUCUUCAACCUGCCACUCAACAUUGAACGUAACAUUCAAAAGGGAGAUUAUGAUGUGGUGAUCAACGAUUACGAGAAAGCCAAAUCUCUCUUUGGUAACACAGAAGUUCCUGUCUUCAAAAAAGUGUACGCCGAGGUUGAGACCAGGAUUACUGCUUUGAGGAGUCUCUUACUGGAGAAGUUGUUGCAGACGCCAUCAACGCUGCACGACCAGAAACGAUACAUCAGGUACCUGUCUGACCUGCACGCUCCAGGCGACCCGGCGUGGCAGUGCAUUGAAGCUCAGCACAAGUGGAUCCUGCAGCUGAUGCAAAGCUGCAAAAACGAGUUCAUCAGCGGCCAGAGAAUGGGUAUCGGAGCCAGCGUUCUGGACCUGGAGGGGGAUACCCGACCGUCGGCGCUCGGCAGGCUCAGCCACACCGCUUCCCUGAAGAGAGGGGGCAGCCUGCGAACGCAGCGACCCAGCACCUGGUGUUUCGAAACCCCCCAGCAGGUCCAGUUUGUGGAGAAACUGUCAGACGUGGUUAUUGGUCAGCUGCCAAACUUCUGGAAGCUUUGGAUUUCUUAUGUUAACGGAAGCCUUUUUAGUGAGACUGGUGAGAAAUCUGGACAGGUUGAAAAAUCAAAGAAGAAUGCCAGACAGAAACAGAAUGAAUUUAAAAAAAUGAUCGAGGACCUGAUCAGUCAGCUGGUUAAGCUCGUACGGGGGGCGCUGCUUCCCGCUACACUGCCUCCAGCGGAGCUGAGUCUGUACGGAGGCUGGGAGAAGUCAGACCUCACUGGAGUUUGGCUCACACAAGUCAUUCACACUGUCAGAGGUUGUCAUGAGGCUCUGUCCGACUCUGGAGAUCCCAAAUGAUUUGCUGCAGUGAUCCAGGAUCUGCUGCUGGACUUGAGAGGUCACUGCCUCAUGAUGACUCUGCAUCACACUACAGAAGAUGUCAAGAGGCUCGCAGAGAAAGAGGACUGGGUUGUAGAUAAUGAGGGAAUCACCAGCCUGCCGUCGCAAUUUGAGCAGCGCAUGGUGCAGAUGCUGCAGUCGCUGAAAGAGCCGCUGGAGACCAAAGUGGGAGAGAUCAAUGUGCUGCAGUUGGAUGAGGUCCAGGACUGGACCUCAGAGCUCACUGUCAACACCCUGAAGGUUUUCAUCAGCUGCUUGGGGCAGCUGAGUACGAAGACGGACACAGACAUAGAAAUAUCACACAACAUCUCAGCGGACCUCUCUUCUCCAGAUCGGUUUACCGGCAUUCAGGAGGGUUUCAGACCAACAGCUGAGCAGCGUCUGCUGAUCAUCCUCAGUAAUUGUCAGUAUCUAGAGAGACACACCUUCCUCAACCUGGCGGACCACUUUGAGAAGCACGGCUUCACAGGGACGGAGAAGAUCACACGGGUGAGCAUGGAUGCUGUACGGGAACUGGACAGAAAACUAUUUGAUGCCUACAUUGAGAGAAGAGCCGACCCUAUACUAGGCUCUUUGGAGCCUGGCAUCUACGCUGGAUACUUUGAUUGGAGCAACUGCCAGACACCCACAGGUGUGAGGAACUACAUAAAGGAAGCUCUGGUCAACAUCAUCACCGUUCACGCUGAGGUGUUCACCGUCUCCAAGGCUCUAGUACCCCGGGUGUUGUCCAAAAUCAUUGAAGUGGUUGCAGACGAGAUGUGUCGUCUCAUGCAGUGUGUGUCGUCCUUCAGCAAAAAUGGAGCACUACAGGCCCGUUUUGAACUCUGCGCUCUGAGAGACACCAUAGCCGCCUACCUAACUGCUGAAAGCAACACCAGCUUCAAGCAGGCUUUGGACGCGCUUCCUCAGUUACACAGCAGCGCUGAUAAGAAGUUAUUGGAGGAUCUUCUGAACAAUUUUAAAAGCAGCAUGCAGCUGCAGCUGACCUGCUUCCAGCCCUGCAACGUCCAGCCUGUGAAGAGAUAAAGUAACGGACGCGUCUUCAUCCGCCGCGUGCACCGCUGUAAUGUACCAUCAAGUCAUAUCAGUAACUUCAGCUCUCCAGGCUUCACUUUUUCAUCUUCUGCUCCUUCAGAUUGCACACAAAUGUCUCUCAAUCUAAUCUUGUCAAUGCUAAAUGAGUGGAUCUCAGUUUUACUGUGGAGGACAGUCCCUGAUUGGUGGAGUCUUGGUGGUUAUGCUAAUCACACACACACGCUCAUCAGGUUAGACAGUGUGCAGAAGGCUAACCUGCUAGUUUUGGGGAACGUUCUUGCUCAGUGUUGACCGGUGUCUGCUGUGCCUAGUCAGAAAAAUCAAAACAGUCAUGUUUCUGUUUUCAUCAUCGUGUGAAUUUGUUGCACAUUUCAAGUUUCUGUGACUGUUUUUACUGUCACAUUUCACAUAAAUAAAAUAAGACUGAUGA